This is a messenger RNA of Diutina rugosa, 750 nucleotides long. Its product is annotated as U2-type spliceosomal complex subunit. The record is from RefSeq and is a predicted model, not a curated record. The transcript has a single exon. Gene Ontology annotation, cellular component: spliceosomal complex. The coding region runs from base 1 to 750 and encodes 249 amino acids. Lineage: Eukaryota; Fungi; Ascomycota; Pichiomycetes; Serinales; Debaryomycetaceae. Gene Ontology annotation, biological process: spliceosomal complex disassembly.
AUGGACCUCUUGCACGGCAAGGAGGAUAUAUUCACGCUUCUUGAGGUCGAUGCCACCACCGCAGAGGCUGACAUCAAGAAGAGCUACCGCCGGCUAGCCCUCAGAUGGCAUCCCGAUAAGCCUGGAGGCGAUGCUGACCGCUUUCGUCAGAUCAACCAGGCCUAUGAGGUGUUAAGCGAUCCUACUUUAAGACAACAAUACAUCAAGUUAAAGGAAACUCAAAGCCGGAAACAUGCCCAGAAGCAGGCUUGGGAUGAUGCCACGCGACGGUUCUACGAUCAAGUUAAGCGUGCUGAACAAAAGCACCAACAGGCGAGACAAACCCUUUGGCAGCAGGAUGUCAAACGUUUUGAGCGAGAAUUGACGGAGCAGACGCUUAAGCGGAGAAAGCUAGCGCAGCAACCGGUGUUUGAAUACACUUCGUGGCGUGAUAUUCCUUUAGAACACGAUUAUAUCGAGUACCAUCCCGAACGAGUGAUGCUUCGGUGGAAAGAGCGACAAGGGGUGGUAAUUGACGAGGGCGUGAUCUCGGAAAUGAUGGCGGUAUUCGGUGAAGUAGAUGACGUUCGCCUAGGUGAGUCUGACGGUGUGUAUCGUGCUGCCGUCGUGACCUUUCGUCUGAGUGACGGUGCCUACGACGCGGCUCAGCACGAUUACCGGAAAUCAGCUACGAAAUGGGAUGGCUCGAAACACCGCAAAACGGCUAGUUUACUUCGAGAAUGCUGCCGUAUGAAACCAAGGAUCAGAUGA